Molecule: messenger RNA, 3584 nt
Organism: Herpailurus yagouaroundi (jaguarundi)
Lineage: Eukaryota; Metazoa; Chordata; Mammalia; Carnivora; Felidae
Gene: RS1
Product: retinoschisin 1
Exons: 6
Coding region: 61-735 (224 amino acids)
Cellular component (GO): plasma membrane
Molecular function (GO): signaling receptor activity
Source: RefSeq, a predicted model, not a curated record
UGCUUCUGAGGAAACCCUCCACUUGGAUAAGGUAGAGCUACAGCCAAGGACAAGGGGAGAAUGCCACGCAAGAUAGAAGGUUUCUUGUUCUUACUUCUCUUUGGCUACGAAGCCACACUGGGACUGUCGUCUACUGAGGAUGAGGGUGAGGACCCCUGGUACCACAAAGCAUGCAAAUGCGAUUGCCAAGGAGGUGCCAAUGCCCUCUGGUCUGCUGGCGCCACCUCCUUAGACUGCAUUCCGGAAUGCCCAUAUCAUAAGCCCCUGGGUUUCGAAUCGGGAGAAGUUACACCAGACCAGAUCACCUGCUCCAACCUGGAGCAGUACGUGGGCUGGUAUUCCUCGUGGACCGCUAACAAGGCCCGGCUCAACAGUCAAGGCUUUGGGUGCGCCUGGCUGUCCAAGUACCAGGACAGCAGCCAGUGGCUAGAGAUAGAUCUGAAGGAGGUCAAGGUGAUUUCAGGGAUCCUCACCCAGGGGCGCUGUGACAUUGAUGAGUGGAUGACCAAGUACAGCGUGCAGUACAGGACCGAUGAGAACCUGAACUGGAUUUACUAUAAGGACCAGACAGGAAACAACCGGGUCUUCUAUGGCAACUCAGACCGAACCUCCACGGUCCAGAACCUCCUGCGGCCCCCCAUCAUUUCCCGCUUCAUCCGGCUGAUCCCACUGGGCUGGCACGUCCGCAUUGCCAUCCGGAUGGAGCUGUUGGAGUGCGUCAGCAAGUGUGCGUGACGCCUCCUUCAGCUCGGCACCUGCCAGGUGGGGUGGAGGGCGCAGAGCAGCCUGUAGGGGAACAUUGACGCGACCAGGGCUUGAACAGGGUGACAAACAGGGCUGAAUUUUACAAGCUCUUUUCAAUGCAGAGCUGGGCAGAAAUAAUUUCUUUUUUUUAAGACGUAGUUUCCAAUGUCAAUGAGAAAGAAAAAUGAACUCAUCCCCCACUAAGGGCCAAAGAAAAUAAGAACAAAGAAAAUGUCCCUAAAGACAAUGUUCAUCAAAAGCCUAAGUAGCAGGGGUAAUUUUCUGCUCUCGGGUUUUUGUGUUUGGCCUGACAGUGUGAAAGGUGUGGUCUCAGGGAACACAAAGGAGCCCAGAUAAUUUAAAAACCCUUUUGCUUCACCACCCUGAAAACAGGAACAGAAGUUUCAUAAAACCUUGAUUUGAACGCAAAUGGGUAGCAGGCUUGUGGUCUUUCUGGGGUUUUCACCAAAUUAGGGCCUCUCACAACUUUAGAGCACCGUGUAUGCAGACGGAAAGGAUUUGGGGUGACUGGGGGGCCGAAAGGCAUAGUCGGGAGCCUGUGUCCUGGUCUCCUGGAGGCUGGCACCAUCACCUCAGGUAGGAGGGCCUCCCCUGCUCUGCGCCUUCACCCCCACGCACACAAGGACUGGGGAGCCACAAAAGCUCUCAUCACAUACAGAUCCAUUCUAGCAAAGUUUUCCAGUCUGUGGUCACUAUUUGGGUAAAUACAUGGGACAGGCUGCAUGUGUAAGUAGCAAAGUUUCUCUGUAUUUAGGAACCCCACAUGACCGAAGCACACCAGAAUUUCCCUUCAUCUAGGGCUACCAUUUUUCAACAGGAUUCACAUUUUAAAACCAGUUGGCACAGGAGAUAGAUCACUGGCUACACGGGGGAGGCCCAUCAGCUAACCACAUGCUUUGCAGGAAGUGGGCAGACCGCAAGUCCUAAGAAGGGAUGUGGAUACGUUUCUUGUGACCCACGGUUAAACUUCACCCCUUGCCUUGCAACACACAAAACAGGCCUGCUCCUGAGGCUGAAACCUCCUUGGGAAGGACCGGGCCUGGCAUGGGCCUGGCCUUCCCCCUCCUGGAGGAGCUCAUGAAGCUGGGACCUUUCGGGAAGAGUCUCAGUCUCCUGAGUUUUCAGGCCCUUCCCUGGGGAGAGGCUGAUGACAUGGGGAGUGGGCAGGAGAGGUAUAUGAAAGUAGGAGCUGAGAGGGGGUGAAACUGGGGGAUGAGGGCCCUCUGACAAGACUGGGGAAUCCGAGACUGUCCUGGCCCUGACACAGCACAGCCUCUACUAGAGGCUUUCUCCUGAGUUACUUUCUGUUUUCAAAUGCCAAGCCGAGUGAAGACUCACACUAACAUGAUCCUGGACAUCACAUUCACCUUCUCUGUGAGGGGGAAGCCUCCUAAAAACCCCAAAUCUCUUCCCUGGUGUUUUGGGCUUAGAACAGCUCUAUAUUUAACCCACCAUCCUUUUUUUUUUUUUUUUUUAACGUUUAUUUUGAAAGAGUGAGAGAGGAGAGAGAGAGAAGGAGAGAGCAUGCAUACGCACGCGAGCAAGCAGAGAAGGGUCAGAUAGAGAGGGAGACAGAGGAUCCGAAGCGGGCUCUGCGCGGUCAGCAGUGAGCCUGAUGUGGGGACGAACUUGUGACCUGUGAGAUCAUGACCUGAGCUGAAGUCGGAUGCUUAACCGACUGAGCCGCCCAGGUGCCCCUAACCCACCAUCUUUUUAAUCCCCCAACUGUAUACUUGGACCUGGAAAAAUGCUUCCCUUGCUCAGUAUUCUCUCAAAUACAAACAUAUCAAAUUCAAGGUGGGGAAAAAAAAUCCUUCUCUGGCCUUUGGACACAUGAAUAAAUCCAUUUAGAGCAGACGCCUCAUCAGAGCCCCUUACUGAAAAGCUGAAUGAACUUUCAUCAUGACACGGAUUGUCAGAGAAAAUGGUGGUAGCCUAAGAGCUCAGGUCCUCUACAGUGGUCACAUCAGACACAGGAGGGGAGUACGGUUAAGAGGAAAGAAGAAAAGAAUGAAACUGUGAGGCAGUGAUAAAGGUUCUCCAACUAAUUGUUCAUGUUGGAAAUGUUUGCUUUGUAAAGGUUUAAUGAGAUAAAGUCACAUACCGUACAAAUUUCAACCAUUUCAAGUGUACAAUUCAAUGACUUUUAGUAGACUCAGAGUUGAGGAACCAUUAUCACAAUUUUAGAAAAAUUUCAUCACCCCACAGAGAAACCCCGCACCCAUUAACCAUCACCUCCCAACCUACUCGUCCCCGCAGCCCUAGGCAACCACUGAUGGACUUCCUGUCUCAGUAGAUUUGCCUAUUCUGGACAUUUCAUAUAAAUGGGAUCAUUUUCUGCCUGGCUUCUUUUGUUUAGUGUAGUGUUUUCCCAAGUUUCAUUCAGGUUGUAGCAUGCACUUAACUCCUUCUUAUAGCUGAAUAUCAUUCCGUUAUAUGGAUAGGUCACAUUGUAUUUAUCCGUUCAUCUGUUGAUGGACAUUUGGGUUGUUUCUACAUUUUUGGCUAUUGUGAAUAAUGCUGCUAUAAACACCUGUGUACGAGUUUUUGUUUGGACAUAUGUUUUUAUUUAUCUUGGGCAUAUACCUAGGAGUGGAAUGCUGGGGUCAUAUGGUAACUCUACGUCUAACCUUUUUAGGAACUGUCAGACAAUUUUCCAAAGGGGCCACACCAUUAUGCAUUCCCACCAGCAACAUAUGAGAGUUUCAGGUUCUCUACAUUUGUUACUAUCUUUUUGAUUAGAGCCGUCCUGGUGUGUAUGAAGUAGCAUCACUCUGGUUUUUGAUUUGCAUUUCCCUAGGACUAAUGAUGCUAAGCAU